UUUCCAAUCAUGAAAGACAAAAUUGACUUCGUAGCUGAAAACCACUUCUCCCACUCCAGUUUAUCUCAAAUUAAUCGGCCUUGCAGGCUUGAUGCUUCUACAUGGCCGAUAAAGUUGUCUCCGCUACCUCUCGAAAAUACCACCACAAAACAAGAAGAGGGUGUCUUGUUUGCAAGCAGCGUCGAAUCAAGUGUGACGAAAGAAAACCCAUAUGUCUGAAUUGCGGCAAGAAGUCCAUCGAAUGUAGCUUCCUACGUCUCGUUCCCGCCUCCGUGUUAAAGAGAUACGAGUUUCAAGUUUCCAGCCAACACAGCUUAUCACCACCCAGCGAUCCAGGGUUUGCCCUGUUUUGUCGACCAAAUACAAUAGAUCGUGAAUUUUUCACACGCUACAUAUCCCACACCGCACCCACGAUAACCAACCGUGAAAACUCAAAAGCUAUAUACACAUCCGUCAUCCCCAGGCUUUCCUCUACAAAUUCAUUCCUAGGACAUGGGAUACUGGCGAUUGCAUACGGGCAUGCGGCUCGUACCACCACCCAGCCUGAUCUUAUCGCUAAAUACCUCACUGAUAGCGCCUUUCACAUGAACACGACUCUGUCGAGUUAUUCCCAGGCCAUUACACAUCUCUCGCAGGAUAACACACCGGCAGUUUUUGGGGCUUCGGUGCUUAUCUGCUUAUACACUUUUCUCAGCUCAGCUCAUGAAUAUGAAGAGCUAUUAUCACCAGAUACAAUCAAUCUGGAGAACCGGGACUCAAAUUUUUUAGACCAAUUGAUCCUCAUACCAGUCCGCCUCGCUCACGGAAUACGUGGCAUUGUGUAUGUGUUCUGGCAAUCUCGAGAGUGGAUUGCUACCAGCUCCUUAUCACCCCUCAUCCAACGACCCAGCCCGUUGCACGGUCCCGAACGGCUAUUGUUCUGGGCACACAUCGAAGAUCAGGAACUAGCAAAGCUAGGAAAUCUAUGGACCGGAAACAGCGUCUCGAAACAGGAGGCGAGCAUUCUCAGCCAAGCAUUAGAACACCUCCGUCGCACAUUCAUCAUAUCCACACGCCUGCACGCUUUCGCUCGCGACGCAGAAGAGUCCGAUACUUCUCCUUCGAUUGAGGGGACUAGUUUAAAAGACAUCCAUCACAGACUAUCAGCUGCUCGUUUGGAUGAUCUCGCCAGCAUUUUUACCUGGUACGUCAGCAUCCCAGGCGAGUUCCUCGGCAUGCUACAGCGGCGGAACCUGUUUGCAGUGGUGCUUCUGGCACAUCACGCCAUUCUGCUCGACAGGGCAUGUGCCAAGAAAUGGUGGUUCUGCAACCUGUCGUCCAACUUUGUCUCUGCGUCUUCGUUGAUCUUGGGCAAGGAAAGAAGAGCUUGGAUCGAAUGGCCGUUGAAAGUAGUAGGGUCUUAGUAUUUUGGUUUAUGCGUUAUGUUUAUAUACGCACGUUAAUGAUAGUCUAAUUUGAGUCACUGGACUCACCAUCAAUCGUCAACAAUAAUCUAUACAAUCCACAUCAAGACCUGUGGCUGUAACUGUGGCGCACUGUGGUUUGUCGCGA
This is a messenger RNA of Talaromyces proteolyticus, 1551 nucleotides long. RefSeq lists its product as uncharacterized. The transcript has 2 exons. The record is from RefSeq and is a predicted model, not a curated record. The coding region runs from base 102 to 1403 and encodes 433 amino acids. NCBI's taxonomy places the organism in Eukaryota, Fungi, Ascomycota, Eurotiomycetes, Eurotiales, Trichocomaceae. Gene Ontology annotation, biological process: regulation of transcription by RNA polymerase II. Gene Ontology annotation, molecular function: DNA-binding transcription activator activity, RNA polymerase II-specific; zinc ion binding.